AUGCAUCUCUCCACCGCGUGCUUUCUUGGCACCACUACACAGACGCCUCAGCUUACUUACUCUCUACACAGAAGCACUCAGUACGAUGACCACGGAGACACCAGCGAAGCAAAUCCAUCUGCGACAUUGCGCGCCUUUGAGGAACUCGGCGAUACAACGCCCAAAUGCGGAUGCUCCUGGACGAUCACGAAAAGAGCGCCCGAAGCUGGCCGCGAUGCUCCGGGGAUCGACGGUUCCAGUGUGUUACGACUAUCAGCCAACGACUUUCGCUCCCAAGCCCAAGCGCACGGCGUUGGAACCGUAUAUAACGUGAAACUAUUUCCAACAACAACACCCCAAGAUGAGCCAACCAGCACGGUGAGCACGCAAUAG
This is a messenger RNA of Letharia columbiana, 372 nucleotides long. RefSeq lists its product as uncharacterized. The transcript has a single exon. Lineage: Eukaryota; Fungi; Ascomycota; Lecanoromycetes; Lecanorales; Parmeliaceae. The record is from RefSeq and is a predicted model, not a curated record. The coding region runs from base 1 to 372 and encodes 123 amino acids.